Molecule: messenger RNA, 2300 nt
Organism: Monomorium pharaonis (pharaoh ant)
Lineage: Eukaryota; Metazoa; Arthropoda; Insecta; Hymenoptera; Formicidae
Exons: 2
Coding region: 1354-2097 (247 amino acids)
Source: RefSeq, a predicted model, not a curated record
UAUUAUACAUACAUUAUAAUUACAGCCAUAGUUACAAUUGUGAAACGCGUCACCUUUCGAAAGCACCUCUUUCGAAAGACACAUAGAAAAUCGGCGCGCUCACGGAAGUCCCCAAGCAGUUUCCGCAAGCUUACAACAUCACGAUACGGAACCGCUCGGAAGCAGUUCCGUAUUGCUCUAGAAAUAAGGCCCUACGCUACACAAUUGAACCGCAAGGCUACCGCGUUCCGAUGUCGAAACGCUUAGCCUCGCGGAAGCUACCGACGCCCGGUCACAGGCCCCCAAAAUUGCGCCAGGAACUAUUGUAUAUAAGCGCGACCAUGCCGUGACCGAGCGAAGAGGAAUUUAACAACGUCCGAGUUACGUCGCGUACUACGAGCCUUAUCGCGAGUGACACUUGAUACCGCUACGCAACAGCUGACCGUAAGCAACAAGCGAAAGAAUAAAGACUACGAAUUAACCAAGUAAGAAGUUUCUUAUCAUUCAACCAACGAGCCGAACCUUCACCCUUCGGGUCCUAACGCCCCUAAGGCAGGACGAAUCCCAAACUACUAUCGGGAAGAACUACCGAAUCGAGCAAACGCUCACAACAGCUACAAUUUAAGAAAAUCAAGAGAAGGGAAAGCAAACAACGCAAUAUAUUUGUUUGCAGUGUCUGAAGAGAAUGCCGUGAAACAUACUUCACAAGUAUCAUUUCAGACUUUUCAGUAUCAUGUUAUUUGCUUUAUUAACAAGUGCUCUAAUCUGCACAUUUCUAUAUAACGCGUGUUUUUAACACUACGAAAUCUUCCGUUAUUUGUAUAUAUAAAAUAAAAAUGAAGAAACAACAUAUCGACGAAGUUGAAACGCACACAGUAGAAGAACAUUUCAAAUUACUCCUGGAAGAUAAUAGUGUGAUUGAUCCGGAAGUGACCGACGUAACAUCCAAUAAUCUUCCAGAUUGGUACGAUAAAAAAUUGUACAAAGAAGCUUAAAACUAUUUUAAACAGAACAUGAUGUCGAUAAUAGUCGCAUUCGCACCCUCAAUCAUUUGGAUGAAAAUCACUUAGAUACUAACCUAACGUUGGAAAAAAGAUUGUAGUUGGCUAACACCAACCAAUACAAAAUGAUUUUGUGAUUUUGCGCAAUGUAACUGAUUUUAUUGAGUUAUUUCAAAUUAUAUGCAACUAUACGUAACGAGGUUUGGCUAUAAGGAAAAGUUCGAGAUGUCUUGUAACAUGCAACAAUAUACUGUUACGUUUAAUGAUCCAGAAUGUUUAAAAAAUUAUAAAAUGGUUUCACCUGAAAUUUUAUCUAAGAUACGGACAGGUAUGUUUAUUAAUGCAAAAAUAACCUUCAAAUCAGUGGGCUACAAUGAUAAUUUAUUAUUUGUAUGAUUGCAUUUUAGAUCGCGUAUUUGCUGAAAAUAUGUUUAUUCAAGCAAAAGCUGCAGCUAAUCGUUUGGUACAAACGGAACAAGUAUCAAACUACACAUUGACAACAAAGAAUACUAAGGAGGCAACGGUAGGACCAUCCUCUGAAUGUGGGGACAAUUCUUUGAUUUUGUAUGAUGAUUUCUGUACAGAUAAUUUGACAUUGUCCAGGAUACAGACAGCCAAAGCUGCAAUUAAUUCUUUAGAACAAACGGAACAAGUAUUAAAAUAUACAUUGACAACAAAGAAUACUAAUAAGGAGGCAACGGCAGGACCAUCCUCUGAAUGUGGUGACAACUCUUUGAUUUCUCAUGAUGACUCCUGUACAGAUAGUUUGACUGAAGAAAACAAUGAAACCAUAGACAACAAUGAUGAAGAUCAUAAUGAUGACAAGUAUUCAAAUGCUUGGUACAAUUGGACGUAUGAACAAACUCUUUUGCUUAUUGAAAGCUACGGCAUUCAUGAAGAAGAGAAGUCACAUCCAAAACAGCGUAAAUACAUGUGGGAUAAUAUUGCCAAUGACAUGAUAAGCCACGGACAUGAUGUUGAUAAAAAGUUAUGCUACUCCAAGUGGACUAAUUUACUGAGAAGUUAUAAAUCAGCUAAAGAUCAAGUUCAUGGUAAAAAAAAACUGGAAAAGCCCCUUCAAAAUUUAUUUUUUAUGAUGUUAUGGAUGAACUUCUAGGCGAAAGACCAUCUAACUCAUCUUCACAAACGUUGAGCUCACUCAGUAAACAAUCACAAAUAAAACAUAAAAGAAGCAAAAAAAUAGCAAACAAUUGUAGUAAUUAUGAAGAAGAGAAAGAAGAUAGUGACAUUAAUGAGCAAUUAAUGAAUAAUACUGGUACUGCUAAAAAACGACAGAAAAUGACACAAAAACAAAAAAAA